Messenger RNA from Microplitis mediator, 856 nucleotides. RefSeq lists its product as uncharacterized. Bases 31 to 816 code for a protein of 261 amino acids. The record is from RefSeq and is a predicted model, not a curated record. NCBI's taxonomy places the organism in Eukaryota, Metazoa, Arthropoda, Insecta, Hymenoptera, Braconidae. The transcript has 2 exons.
UCAGCACUGAAAUAAAAGUCAGUGUACAAAAUGUAUCGAAUAUCAAUCAGUAUUUUUUCAUUAUUUUAUUUUUUUUUGUUUUCGACUUCAAUAAAAGAAGGAAUAAGUUAUGAAAUAUCGACUAAUGUUACUACGAUUGUUGAAAAAAGAUAUCCAGAUAAAAUGUUACACCCAACAUCAGAUGCAUUUUAUAGGAUCCAAUUUUUGAAACAAAAUUUGAACAAAAUGAUGAUGAACUGCGCAAUUAAUGGUGAUAAAAGUGAAUCUAAAUUGUGCAGAAUAAUCAAUCAAUUAUAUAAACUUAAAGCCAUGAGUAAAAUGAAAAAUGCAGUGCAAGAUCGCGUCAGCAGUAAUUUUUUAGUAUUGAAACCAAAGGUACAAGCAGCUCGAAUGCACGGAAUGAUGGAUAAAUUUUGGUCUAAGUAUUGUAGGAAAGACGGUUUUGCAGUAAGAUCUGUUUUUCAAGAUUGUGUGAUUGUUACAAAAAUACACAAAAUGGAAGACCAAACAGACUUCUCAAAAUUCUACACCAAAAAUCAGCCUGCGAUAGUAUCAAAUCUACAUGGUGACAAUCUUCAUCUUCGAGAUAUGUUAAAACGUAUUUACAGCAUUAUGAAAAAAGUAAUAAAAAAUGAAAAACCGGAUGAGAUUUCCAAUCAAGAAUCUGAACAUUUUGAAAAUGCUUCUAAUCAACAACUUGAACAAUCUGAAGAAGAGCAACUCGAAAAAAAGCCCUUCGAAUUUAUAAAAAAAGAUGAUGUCGAAGUAUCGGCUGAUGUGCUACCAGAUACAGAUGAAGAUGAAGACUAUACAUAACAACUUCGUUUUUUUAAUGCUUCUUAUUAAUUUCAUAAUU